CGAAUCUUACUUCCAUCAUUAACCUGAUCGACUUCUGAACUGGUACCAGGUCUAACAUAUCUCAUAUGCCGAUUCUGUGUACCUAAGACGGCACAGUUGUCGAGGACGAUGUUGUUGCAACGAAGAUGCAAGCCGGCAGGACGCUUCGGAGAGAUGACAGCAGGAUAGUCAUUCAUUUCGACUAUGACUGCUUCUAUGCUUCCGUCGUCGAAAACGAGAAUCCAGCCUUGAAGUUCGUACCCUUGGCCAUUCAACAGAAACAGAUUGUGGUGACCUGCAACUAUGAAGCGCGUCGCCGUGGCCUUCGUAAGUUGCAAUUGAUUACUGAGGCAAAGAAAGUGUGUCCAGAAGCCGUCAUUGUGCUGGGCGAGGACUUGACCAGGUUUCGAAAUGCAUCAAAGGAACUCUACGGCUUUCUGCAGCAGAGCAUAUGGAGUGGAAGAGCCGAGAGACUAGGCUUCGACGAGGUUUGGCUAGACUGCACAGACAUGAUUGACUAUAACAUGGACCUCCUUAAUCAGAAUGACCUUGGCCAUUCCUUCUUUUGCCUGAGCAGGACUGAUCCUACCGCUGGUUUCCACUACGACGCAUCCAAUGUUUUCGGACCAACCUACCCGCCUACUCUUGUGCCCUUAGCAGAAUUGAAUGAGCAAGAGCAGCUCUUGCACCUUCGCCUGCGACUUGCAUCGCAUCUUGGAAGACAUAUUCGCCAUGAGCUUGAAGCGCAGAAGGGCUAUACAGCGACUGUGGGCAUCGCAACCAAUAAGACAUUGUCCAAGCUAGUGGGUAACGUCCACAAGCCGAAGAACCAGACAACACUUAUGCCGCCGUUGGGCCCGAUAGCUGCGGCCACAAGCAGCAUUACACUAUUCCUUGAUGCCCACGACGUUGGGAAAGUCCCCGGGAUUGGGUUCAAGCUAGCACAAAAGAUCAGAGCCCAAGUUCUUGGAAGAGAGGCGCAGAUAAAUACAGGUCUCGUCUACGGGGGUACAAAGGAGUCAGUAAGAGUAUUCGAUGUUCGUUCUCAUCCAGGCAUGGGCCCGGAAAUGCUCGAAGACAUCCUCGGCGGUCCUGGCUCUCCCAAAGGCAUCGGCGGAAAGGUAUGGGAGUUGCUCCACGGCAUCGACCACAGUAAGGUUGGCAAGGUCAAGCGGAUCCCGUCACAAAUCAGUCAGGAGGACUCGUACAUGAAAUAUCUGUACACAUUUGACCAGGUCAAGAAGCAACUGCAUCUCCUGGGUGAUCGUUUGAUUCGCCGAAUGCAUUUAGACCUCCUCGAGGACGACGAGAGUGACGACAAGGUCCGGCGAUGGUUAGCCCACCCCCGAACGUUACGUCUGUCGACAAGACCUCGACCACCACCUGGCCCAGAUGGCGUCCGAGCCAGGACAUCUCAUCGAAUAUCUCGGUCCGCACCAAUGCCUAAUUUUGUCUUCAACCUAUCUGAAUCUUCGUCUGUGUUAGCAGAGCGGCUUGUUGAAGAGGCAUUGGUGCCGAUGUUUCGCAAGCUUCACCACGAAGCAAGCGGGUGGAAUCUCAGCCUGAUCAAUGUUGCAGCUACGAACAUGUUGGAGACAGCGGCUGAGAGCAAGGACAGCGAGGGCCGAGAUAUUGGUAGGAUGUUCCGGACUCAAGAGGCUGUACUCAAAGAUUUCAGGGUUAUCAGUGACUCGCAUGAUGGACAGGAGAAUGGUGGCCCCAUAACUGAUCCUUCUGGUGCCGACUCUCCCGACCCUUCGGUCUUUGAGUCAAUUCCUGUAGUGGCUGGAGGAUGGGAUUCGGACGAUGGUGACGGCCAGAAAGUGGAAAGAUGCCCUCUGUGCCAGAACAGCAUUCCUUCAUUUGCGCUAGCUGCUCAUCUGCAGUAUCACGAGAUGAGCGGUUGACCGCUGAGGUGUGGGAACCUGUCCUCGCUGGUUAUCUAUAGGAACGCUUCCAAUGUAGAUAGCAUGCUAGUGAAAAGUCAUUGAUUA
This is a messenger RNA of Exophiala oligosperma, 1973 nucleotides long. RefSeq lists its product as uncharacterized. Gene Ontology annotation, molecular function: DNA-directed DNA polymerase activity; damaged DNA binding. The transcript is spliced from 2 exons. Bases 126 to 1886 code for a protein of 586 amino acids. The record is from RefSeq and is a predicted model, not a curated record. Gene Ontology annotation, biological process: translesion synthesis. NCBI's taxonomy places the organism in Eukaryota, Fungi, Ascomycota, Eurotiomycetes, Chaetothyriales, Herpotrichiellaceae.